UUUGGUAAGGGAACUGGGUGUAAUCGCAAUUCUGAGUUUUUACUAGUAAGAAUACAGUUGUAGAGCUCUGUAAUUCAAAUUAUUACUAGUAACAAUUGAAUUAGAGCUCUAAAAUACAAUUAAGCGUUCAGCAUAACAGAGCGGAGCGUUCUGCAUAACGCGGCCGGCCAACCGGGAAAAGUCCCGGUUCUCCCAAUGGCCGGUCUGCGCCUGUCGUUAUGUAAUGUCGUCAUCAUUUCGAGAGUUCCCCUUUGGGAUCGAGACGGGUGCUCAUUUGAUUGUUUGUUUAGCGGAGCCGAGGGUUCAGUUACACAAGGAACCAAUUACAUACACACCAUGUUUCCACACGAGCAAGUAAUGUCGAACUUCCGAGGGCAAAGCAUGGGACACAUUCAUUUGUCACUCAAACGCUGAUCUCUGGCGAUUAAACAUGUGGAUCGUUAAACGUCUCCUGUCAUCUAUAGUUCUCAAAGGUUAUAAACUGUUCACCUAUCAAGCUUUUAAAAACUAGACGCUGCAAUUCCAAGGACAUUACAGUCUGUUUUGUCGUCCUCCGAGAUCCUUUCCUGAAUAUGAGCUGAGAUUCCUGCACUGCACCUGUUGUAGCAGGAACAGAAUCAUGAUUGCUGGGUUUGACACCCUGAAUGCAUCCGUUUCCUCUGAAGAAUGCCAAGAGGACAGCAAACCCCUGGACUCAUGUUAUACAGCAGAGCAGCGUGCUGUCAUCCUCCAGCGACUCAAUACAGCCACCGAGUCUGAACUGGCCCAGGUCAAACUGCUGAGAGGGCGGAAAGCUGUCAACAUCAUCGACUACAGAACAAGACAUGGACCAUUCAACGAUCUGGAGAGUGUCAUUAAUGUGCCCUUACUCAAACACAAGAGUGCUGUCAUGGUAUUUAACUCCAUCCUUAACCCAGUUGAGAAAAAGGAGAAGAGAAAGGGAAAAGUCCAUCUGGCUAAAUUUAUAAGACCUGAAAUUGACCAAGCUUUGUUGGAGGAUGCAAGCUCCAUUGUGUCCAUUGUGUGUGGAACUAAUAAAAUUGCAUGGACACAUAUGGAUCGGUCAAGGACUGUGUUAGACUGGCAGCAAGUGGCGUGCAAGAGUUUUAUGAAAGGAGCAUACAUGGCAUCUGAUUAUUUGAAUGAUAUCUCGACUGCAAUAUCAAGAUUUCCUACUGCUGACUUCUUUGUAGUGGAGAAGCCAAGUAUCUCUCCUCAGAACACUUCUCUUUAUCCAGUAAUGGCCCACCUCAGGACUGUAGAGGCCAUGCUAUUUGCUUUGCUCACCCCAGUGAGGGAACCAGGGAGACCCCCAAAAGUCCUUAACAUGAUGCGCACAGCUGUGGGUCGCCACUUCGGCUUGAUGGUGGGGGAAAGUCGGACAAGUGGAGCUGAGACAGUGAAGAAGAUGAUGACAGAGUCGGUAAUGAAGCAAGAGCCACGGGUUCUUUUCCCUCAUGACUUGGUGCUAAUGCACAGGAAUUCCUUCCAGAUGAGCAGUAAGAACAGAGGAGAAGAGCUGUGUGAUGCUCUUCUGCAGGCUGUUGCAUUUUUUGAACUCCUGAGGGAGUGACUCACUAAUGGAUGACUAUUAUAUAUUUGUUGGACCUGAUCAGCUAAAUGCAAGCUAUAUUCAUUAUACCUUACAUUAAGACAUCAGAUGAUGAUGUCCUACUGCAUGAGCCAUGGAUUGUGCAAUAUUCAAGAAUAGUUGUUUGAUACAUUGCUACCAUUUUCUCUGAUCCAGCUCCUCUUCAUUUAAAGGUUAAUUAGCAUCAGUGUUACUCUGAUGUGAUAAAGGAUUUUAUUUAAUACUUUAAUUUCCCUAAAUAUUAAACUAGAACCCAGUCAUAUUCUCAGGAGAUAUAUUCUUAGUAAAUUAAAAUAUUGUAUUUAUAACUUGUGUUCUGGUCAGCUAUUCAAGGUUGGUUAUAAGGAAUGUUGUUCAUUUUAACAUCUACAGUGUAGUAAAUUCUACAGCAGUGCAGUGAUUAGGGUUAUUCGUAAGGCUGCUGGUUUGUUCCCCACCAGUAGUGUCUAAAUGACUACUUUAAAACUGAUUUACUGUCAUUUAUCUUCUGCAUGGCUGGGGAAGAAACAAAGUUUAGUGUCUUCUGAGCCCCCAUGUGGAAACAAUUAAUAUAAGACAAGUACAACAUGUGACCUGUAGAUAGAAAAAUAAAAAAAUACAACACUCCAAUAUUAACAAUAAAUGCAGACAAUUUACAGGUUAGACUCAGAGGCUAUAUACAAAUGAAGUAAACCAAUGAAUGUUUGACAGUGUUACACUGGAGUAGAUACAGGGAUAUAAGUACAUAAGUCAUGGAAAUCUCGAUAGUUCUAUAAUUUAAAAAAAAUCUUGGCUGCUCUCUGCUGUACAAUAUUUAACAGGUGAGAAAUUGCUCCUUGUGAGUGCAAAAAUCUGUAUUCAGUACUCACAAAUGACUAGAAAAUGUAUGGAAAUUAAUUUGUCAAAAGGUGUAGUAUGGAUGCAUUAAUGCAUAUUGACAAGUACUGCAGUGAGUUAGACAUUACAUUAUGCUGAUCAGUUCAACUUUUGCAGAAAGAAGUGGUCUAGAUAUGCAUGUCUGUCUGUCUUUAUAUGGCAAAAACAGACAAGACAGCUUCCACUCUUCUGGGAAGGCUUUCCAGUAUAAAUAGAAAUGCUCAGUUGUUUUUCUUGGUGAAGUCUGGAAGGGUUUUUCUGAAUGUUUGAUAUGAUAGUGUAUAAAUAUUUAAGAGUAUGCACUGAAUUAGGGAUGACGCGAUUAUGCGGUUAAUUUAACUGUAAGAAUUUAGAAUCCACGGUUAAAAACCGUGAAAUGCUUUAUUUACACGUGGCAAAAAUAUUAUAUAUAAUGUAUAAAUAUAUAUAAAAGUUUUUUCGAUUUUGUAAGCCUAAAUGGGAAAAGUCUCUGUGGGUACUGGAGCUGUUGCUAUGGUUACGGACGGUGGCCGCGUGGUGCUUUAAUGGCUAGGUGUCGCGAACUGAGCGUGAAUUUUCAAUUCACGGGAAACUGAAGAGCUUGGAUGACAUCCAGUGGCCAUGUUGGGUACUGCGCCUAAACAAACUGUUACAGCAAACUAAUUUUUUGGCAUAUUAAGCUAAAAUUUUAUGCACAACUUUGUAAGACUUAUGGCUUUUACUUCUUAGCAUUUUUAGGGUCACCAGAGACAGUUUUUUUUUUUUUUUUUUUUAUAAAGAAAAAGGUUUGGAGCAGUACAUUUUCAUUAAAAUAAACUUAACCUCUAGAACUUUAUUUAUUUCACUUAUAUCAAUUAUUUCACUUCAGCAAUAAUAAUAAUAAACCACUAAGUGUCUUCUUCCAAAGCAUUCAUGAAUUACAACCAUUUAAAUCUGUGUAUAUCAUUUUCUGGUAAAUGUUCAAAAAGGCCAUUUAAGGGAUUAAACACACAAAUUCCAAAAUAUAACAUAGGAAUUCGAUCUACCAGAUUCAUAUCCAUCAAAAAAAGUGAUUUAAAUAGUCUGUUUAGCAGCAUUUAAAUGACUGACUGAAGACGACGAACGUAAAACAAGCAGACAGAAGUCAUAGAAAGACACAUUCUACAAACGUGGACAUGAUGCUCCACUAGUCGUCCAACAACAAACUAGCUUUGGUGAUUUUAAAGUGAUGAAUUAAAGAUGCCACUUUUUGUAAUGUUUAAGCAUACUGACAGCGCACGGUGCAUUUUACUUUGAAAAGUUGCGUCCUAAAUCGUCUUCAUUAUUUAAAGCAUUGGUUCUGUACAAAUUCACCGUAUUCAACAAUAAAUGUCAAUUUUAGUCAUGAUCGGACUUUACAUUGCUGCUGUAAGCAAUGUUCCCGUUAUUAUGAAUAGUCCAAAUGUUAAUAUGUAAGGUGUUGUGGACAGUAUUUAGAGUGUGUUGCCGUUUCUUUAUGUUG
Messenger RNA from Myxocyprinus asiaticus (Chinese sucker), 3905 nucleotides. RefSeq names its product transcription elongation factor, mitochondrial-like. Gene Ontology annotation, cellular component: mitochondrial nucleoid. Gene Ontology annotation, molecular function: DNA polymerase processivity factor activity; nucleic acid binding. Gene Ontology annotation, biological process: transcription elongation by mitochondrial RNA polymerase; mitochondrial transcription. Bases 620 to 1573 code for a protein of 317 amino acids. NCBI's taxonomy places the organism in Eukaryota, Metazoa, Chordata, Actinopteri, Cypriniformes, Catostomidae. The transcript is spliced from 4 exons. The record is from RefSeq and is a predicted model, not a curated record.